Molecule: messenger RNA, 2554 nt
Organism: Pseudonaja textilis
Lineage: Eukaryota; Metazoa; Chordata; Lepidosauria; Squamata; Elapidae
Source: RefSeq, a predicted model, not a curated record
AGAGAACAUGCCGGGGGGUGGAAGGUGCAAAAUGGCUGCGCCUGCGAGCUCGUGGAGCGAGUAAUGGGGCUUCUUGGGAAUAACCCCCUUUCUGCGAUCCCGAAAACAUCGUUUAGUAAGAUCGGGAUUUGCUGCUUGGGAGGGAAGACAUGGAUACUCCUGCAGACACCUGGGACAAUCUCCAUGCUCACUUAACUUUCCUGUGGCUGAACCGAUUUUACCUCUAUUCAUGUGCAGCUUUUGGAAUCAGCCUUUGGUUUUGCUUCCAGUUCCUCAACAAAGCCAAAGAGCAGAACAAAAAUCGCCUUGCAGAAUUAAACCUUUCUAAAAUCACAGCUGCCAAAAAAGAACAGCAAGAUCGAAGCUUUCAGAAAGUCCAUGUAGCUGGAGUGAAGGUAUUCUAUGGUUCCCAGACUGGAACAGCAAAGCGGUUUGCACUGGUACUUACUGAAGCUGUUGCCUCCAUUAAUUUGCCAGCAGAAAUUAUUGACAUGCAAGAUUAUGAUCCAGAUGAUUCUCUCAUAGAUGAGAUAAGCAGCCAGAAUAUCUGCGUGUUCUUAGUGGCCACUUACACUGACGGCAAACCAACGGAGAAUGCUGCAUGGUUCUGCAAGUGGCUGGAAGAGGCGGCCAAUGACUUCAGAGUUGGCAAAGCAUAUCUGAAGGGCUUGCGAUACGCUGUCUUUGGUUUGGGAAAUUCAGUGUAUGCUGACCACUUCAACACUGUGAGCAGGAAUGUUGACAAGUGGCUAUGGAUGCUGGGUGCUCGACGCAUUUUGUCAUGUGCUCGAGGAGACAGCAAUGUGGUGAAGAGCCAGCAUGGAAGCAUUGAGGCUGAUUUUGAGGCUUGGAAGGCCAAGUUGCUCGUGAGGCUUCAAGCUCUUGCCAAAGGGGAACAGAAGGCCUGUAGUGGGAGAUGCAAAAAAGAGCAAUGUAGAUCCAAAUCAAAAGUGAGCCAAGAAGCAAAAGAACAAGAGACCUCAGAGCAUGCGGAGAAAGAAGAAGAGGAUUUCUUUGAAACCACAAGUGAGGAGGAAUCUGAUACAGAGAAUGGUAGAGGUGCAGAUCAGGUUGUGGAUGUUGAAGAUUUGGGCAAAGUGAUGGACCAAAUGAAGAAAUCCCAGAAAGCGCAUCAGACUAACGGAGAGGUUCCCAUUGGAGUUGGAACUCAACAUGGCAGAGGGGAGGACGAGAGAAGAGAGAUGAUCACCCCUGCUCUUCGAGAUGCACUCACAAAGCAAGGUUAUAGAUUAAUUGGGAGCCAUUCUGGGGUGAAGCUUUGCCGUUGGACAAAGUCAAUGCUUCGUGGGAGAGGAGGCUGUUACAAGCACACCUUUUAUGGCAUUGAAAGCCAUCGCUGUAUGGAGACCACACCGAGCUUGGCUUGUGCUAAUAAAUGUGUCUUCUGUUGGAGACACCACACAAAUCCUGUUGGCACAGAGUGGCGAUGGAAGAUGGACCAGCCAGAGGUGAUCUUGAAGGAGGCCAUUGAGAACCAUCAGAAUUUGAUCAAACAGUUUAAAGGAGUCCCUGGCGUGAGAGAUGAUCGCUUCAGAGAAGGGAUGGAGGCCAAGCAUUGUGCAUUGUCCCUUGUUGGGGAGCCAAUCAUGUACCCCCAGAUCAACCAGUUCCUAAAGCUGCUGCAUCAUCGCAACAUUUCAAGUUUUUUGGUUACAAAUGCGCAGUUUCCAGAGGAAAUUAGGAAUCUCCAGCCUGUCACACAGCUGUAUGUCAGUGUGGAUGCCAGCACCAAAGAUAGUCUGAAGAAGAUUGAUCGACCUCUUUUUAAAGACUUUUGGCAGCGGUUCCUAGAUAGCUUGCAAGCCUUAGCUGAAAAGCGACAACGCACUGUCUACAGGUUAACACUGGUGAAAGCUUGGAAUGUGGAGGAGCUGAAAGCUUAUUCAGACUUGGUGUCUCUUGGCAAGCCGGAUUUCAUAGAAAUAAAGGGCGUGACAUACUGUGGGGAAAGUUCAGCCAGCAACCUCACCAUGGCCAAUGUCCCUUGGCAUGAAGAAGUGACGCACUUUGUGCAAGGCCUGGCUGACCUCCUCCCAGACUAUGAAAUUGCCAGCGAACACGAGCACUCCAACUGUCUCCUCAUUGCGCACAAGAAGUUCAAGAUCGAAGGGAAAUGGCACACCUGGAUUGACUAUGAUCGUUUUCAAGAAUUGGUCCAUGAAUAUGAACAGAGUGGAGGAAUUAAAACAUUCACUUCUGCUGACUAUGUAGCACUGACUCCUCCUUGGGCAGUAUUUGGAGCUAAGGAAAGAGGCUUUGACCCAGUGGACACAAGGUUUCAACGAAAAAACAAAAUAAAGGACAUCUCUGGAUGCUGACAACUUUAAAAUCGGACCAUACAAUCAGAGUUUUGGGUUUUUACACUAACAUCAGAAAGCGUUGCAUAAAACUGGAGACAUCUACCGUAUUUCUUUUGGGGCUGUCCAAAGUGGGUUUUUUUUUCCUUUUAUUCUACCCAGAGGAAAUUGGUAAGUUAUAUGUUUUUUAAAAGGCAGGUAGAUGCUAUGAAUUUAUCCUUCCCAUAUCUUGAAGU